AUGACCAAUCUUGAAUAAAUCAAUUAUUUAUAUUGGAAGGGAUGUUAUGGAAAUAAUAUUUAGAGGGUUGGAUAUUGGAUGGCUACAUGGGAUGGAGAGGCUUUGAUAAAUGAUGGAGGGCAUUACAAAGAUGAUGGUAGAAAGGAGGGUAAUUGGGUAGAAAUAGUAUCGACUUUUUGUAAUUUAUGUAUUAUUUUUGAGUAUUAAAUAUUACAGCUUAAGUUUAUGAAAUAGGAAAGUAUGAGAAUGGCUUAAGAAAGGGAAGACGGAAGUAUGUCUAUUAAAAUAAAGAGUUGUAAUUAUAAUUCUUAUCUAAAGAGGAGGUUAUGAGUAUUGUUAGUAAGGGGAAAAGAAAGGACUAUGGAAAGAACUAUAAAAAGGAUUUCAGAAUUGUUCCUAGGUUUUUUAUAAUGGGGAGUACAGGGGUUGUAAGAAAUUUGGUAGAUGGGAUAUAGCUGGAUCAACCCUAUUAAUAAUAAGCCAGAGUUGAUGUAAAAUUUCAUUUAAAGUUGAUAAUUAGUGGUAGCAAAUCAUUAGAUGAAAAAGGAAAUGGUAUUUAAGUAGGUCCUUAGAUCGAGGUGUCAGAUGAAUUUAAUGUUAAUUCUCAAAUAACUUAUAAUGGCGAAUAUAAAAAUGGGAAAAAAGUUGGUAGUUGGGAUAUUAUGCAUAGGGAGCAUUCAAAUUAUACAUUUAAAUUCGUGUAAGUUUUUUUAUGAAUCUAUAUUCUAUUUAGCGGGGGUGGAUCCUAUGAUGAACUAGGCGAAGGGAUUAAAAUAGGUAAAUGGAUUGAGCUAUUCAUGAUUUUUAUAAUAAUUGCUAAGUCACAUACAGGGGGCAGUAUAAAAAUGGAAAAAAAGUUGGUUGUUGGGAUAUUUUGUUUAGGGAUGAUUCUAUUUAUCCAUUUCAAUUAGUGUAGAAUUAUUAUGUAUUAUAUUUAGCGGAGGUGAACCAUAUUAUAUAAUAUGUGAGGGAUUUAAACUUGGUAAAUGAAUUGAACUGUCAGAGGGAUUUGAUGAUCAUUCUUAAGUAAUAUAUAUUGGUGAAUAAAUGGUAAAAAAGUUGGUAAAUGGGAUGUUGUGUUUAGAGAGCAUUCAAAUAAUCAAUUUGAAAUG
This is a messenger RNA of Paramecium octaurelia, 1112 nucleotides long. NCBI's taxonomy places the organism in Eukaryota, Ciliophora, Oligohymenophorea, Peniculida, Parameciidae. The record is from the annotation of a GenBank genome assembly.